Darwinula stevensoni is the source of this 1098-nucleotide messenger RNA. The record is from the annotation of a GenBank genome assembly. Lineage: Eukaryota; Metazoa; Arthropoda; Ostracoda; Podocopida; Darwinulidae.
AUGGAUGGAUCGACGAGGAUGGAUCCCUUGGGAAGUGGAGUCCGUUCCCCUCGAGGAGGAGAAACCCGAAUGUGCGAUGCCAGCACGCUGGAGGUGGAAAGAGGAACGAGGAAGGGAAAUCGCAAGGAGUGGCUCGAUCGCUACCAGCUUCACGCCUUUGAAGACGUUGAGGACAGAAUCAGGUGGCACACCCGGCGCCAUCCCUCCCGGAAAAGCCGUGAGCGCAGUAUGAGGGGAACCUUCAUCAUGAACGGAUACUUCGCAGCCAUCGCGCUUCUACUUGCUUUACCCGAAGAGAGUCUUCAGGGAUGGAGCAAGAAGUCCGAGACAACUGUAUCUCCACCAGCAGCACCUACUACAACUAUUCCUCCACCGUCCUGUAGCAAAUACACAACAGAUUCUCCUCUGUUCAGCUGGUUCAAAAGGUUCCUGGAGGUCUUCCUAUCGGGACGGCGCGAGGCAGAACCAGGAGAGCGACAAGGAGGAUUGAUCAUCGGGGGGAGCCCUGCCACCAUCGCGGAAGCGCCUUGGCUUGCGUUCGUCUCCAUCACUUUGUCCGGAGUUUUGUAUGAAUGCACGGGGUCCAUCAUCGACGAACUUUACGUCAUGACUGCUGCUCAUUGCGUCAAGAAGGGGAGUGUCUCGGCAAGCGCUAUGAGCGUGAAUGUCGGAAACGCGGAUCAGACGUUGGGAACCACAUACACGGCUAAGUCCUGGCUUGCUCAUCCCUCCUAUACUGACUUCGCAAAAGGGCACGACAUCGCCGUGAUCAAGCUGAACCAGGCCCUGAUCAUCUCGCCCUCCGUUCAACCGAUCUGCGUGCCGAAGUCCAACAGCCUGUGCGAUGCCGGAGCUUGUCCCGCGAAAAUUUUCGGAUGGGGCCGCACCACCGAAACUCCUGCACUCCGGUCUCUGGUCGUGCAGAAAUUGGAAGUGACCGGAGACAGCGGAGGACGUCUUGUCGUGUACGUCGGCAGCUUGGCCGACGUCAUGGGAGUGGACUCGUAUCAUCAAGGCUCCUGUGCACAAUAUCCUUCCCGUUAUAUUUGGGACACCGCGAACGUCGACUUCAUCUCCACCGAAGUCACGAAUGGGUGA